This is a messenger RNA of Episyrphus balteatus (marmalade hoverfly), 1458 nucleotides long. RefSeq lists its product as uncharacterized. Bases 121 to 1362 code for a protein of 413 amino acids. The record is from RefSeq and is a predicted model, not a curated record. Lineage: Eukaryota; Metazoa; Arthropoda; Insecta; Diptera; Syrphidae. The transcript is spliced from 4 exons.
GAAAAAAAUUAAUGAAAAAAGCUCUUUUGUUUUUGAAGUUUUAAAUUUCAAAUAAAAAAAUAAAUCUCAAAUCAAUUAAAAUCAUUUAAAAGAACUUGAAUUGAAUUUCGACUCAACAAAAUGGAAAACGAAUUAAAUAGGUUACAAAAUGCGGCAAAUCGCAUUUUAAAUAUAGUGCAAGUUGUUGACGCAUUUGAAAAUGCGACGAGCUCUAAGCGAAGGUGGUGGGUUCAUCCAAUUAAUCAAAACCGUGUUGAUCAAGGUGACUUUGGUAACUUGUUACAAGAAAUUCUUGAGUACGACGAAGAAAAGUUCUUCAAUUAUACAAGAAUGGAAGUUCCCCAAUUUAACUAUCUGCUUAACUUAGUUGAACCUCAUUUGACCAAAUUCAGCAAUAGGUUAGGGCUUCCGGUUGCAUUGCGCUUAUUUGUAACCUUGAGGUUUCUUUCAACAGGGGAUAGUAACAGUUCUUUGGCCUAUGCGUAUCGCAUAGGUAAAUCAACUGUACAAGCUAUAAUUCCGGAAGUGUGUGAAGUUCUGUGGACCGUACUAAAGCCAAUAUAUUUGCCAAUAAAAACAGAAAGUGGUUGGCUGCAAGAUGCACAUGAUUUCCAUCAAACCUGGAAUUUUCCACAUUGUUUGGGUGCAGUGGAUGGAAAGCAUAUUUCCAUUCAAGCACCAAGAAAAAGUGGAUCGCUGUACUUUAACUAUAAGAAACAUUACAGCAUGGUAUUACUGGCAGUUGCAGAUGCCAAUUACAAAUUCACCUACGUGGAUAUUGGGGCGUUUGGUUCACAGAGCGAUUCUGGUAUAUUUACAAAUAGUACUUUUGGAAUGCUUUUGGAAAGGGAUCAAAUGAAUUUUCCAAGUUCUUCUCCUUUACCUGGAGAAACUUUGAAUUUGCCAUAUUUUAUGGUGGGAGACGAAGCUUUUCCACUAAAAAAUUAUUUGAUUACACCAUUCAGUGGAAGGUAUUUGGAAGACAGUAAAUCUUAUUUUAAUAAGAGACUUUCUAGAGCACGCCGCGUAGUAGAAAAUGCGUUUGGCAUAUUAGCUUCUAGAUGGAGGAUAUAUCAACGUACUAUUAUAGCUGUGCCAAAUACUGUUGAAAAAAUUAUAAAGGCCACUGUUGUUUUACAUAACAUGCUAUGUGAAAGCAGCAAGCACAAAUAUAUCCCAAGUGCUUUUGUCGACAGACAGCAUGAAAGGGAUGGCAUUUGGAUUGAUGGAACCUGGAGAGCUAAUGUAGGUUCAUCACAGCUGAACAGAAUUCCUGCAACAUUACGCUUGGGUCCGAGAAACUCCACAGAAACGGCUUUAAAUUAUAGAGAGUAUCUAAAAGAAUGGAUAUAUAAUAACUAAAUAAAUAAAAAAAACCCAUAAACUGUUAUUAUUGAGAUUUAUUUAAAUUCUAUGAAAGGCAAAACAAAAAGUACCUAAAUAUUAAAGGUUUUUAAU